UUCCAGCAGAAAAGGUAAAGAUGAAGGAAAACAAAAUAGCUGAAAUAUAGGCAGAGAAAGUUAUUAGUAUACAAUAUCUUGAUAAUAAUUAUGAGCCAGCAUCAAUCACGGAGAAAUAAGGAUGAAGCAAUCAAGUAUGGGGAAGUGUUCAACGUGUCUGGGGAGUUAGCACGCCAGCCUAUCACCCCAAGAGACGCAGCCACACUGCAAUCCGUGGAAGGCCAAAUUCUCGGAGAAACCCGAAAGGGUGGCCCUGCUGCCAUGAUGGAAUCUGCGGCUGCAAAAAACCAAAGAGCUAGUGUUGUUGACCGUAAAGACGUCACAAACAUCGCCCGAAACGAAGGGGUUACCAUAUCAAAACAGAAAAAUGAAAGGGGCAACAGUAGUGUCGUCACCGAAACUCUUGGUGGACAGGUUGUGGGGCAGUACGAAGAAGCAGAUGAAGCAAAGGAUGAGUUAGAUGUUAAUUAUGGUGGUGGUAGCGGCGACAGUAGUUUAAUCCAAGCUCCACACGUGAAACCAACAAAAGAUGAUGAGUACGAUUUUAUAAGUAAUCAAGAUGAUGCCACUUCUCUUAAUCCGCGUCUUUCUGCCGCUGACCACCUACAACAGAAUAUACUGUCUACUAUUUUAACGGGGCAGGAGAAUCCGAAUGUUACUCUAAGUAGCGUACCUGGUGGCAUGGGAGCAUCCAUGGCCACCGCUGAUCAGAGGCUCACAAAAAAUAAGUGACACACUUUCUUAAACUUGAUUACUCUCUACCUUGCCCUUUUAAGUUGUAAUCUGGUUGUGCUUUUUUAUCUAUGCGUGUAUAUUUUAUAAUUAUGUGAUAAAUAAAUUAGGGUGUUUUUAAUUACUUUUCUUUUGUAUAUAUUUUAUGAUUCCCUUAAUUGCUACCUUCAUAUAGCAUAUUACCUGAAAAUAUAGAUACUCCAUUAAGUAUCAUCCAAAUUUUUGCAUAUAUAGUUGUCCUUGUUUUGGGCCCAUUCGUUUCGGUUAGAAGGCCCAUAAGCCCAUGUUGGGUGACUUUAUCCUGUAGCCCAGGUGUUUCGCCCAUGACUCCAUGAGUGAGAGUAGGUAGAUUGAGAUUUAGCAUUUGGUUUA
This is a messenger RNA of Arachis stenosperma, 1104 nucleotides long. RefSeq names its product late embryogenesis abundant protein D-34-like. The transcript has 3 exons. Lineage: Eukaryota; Viridiplantae; Streptophyta; Magnoliopsida; Fabales; Fabaceae. The record is from RefSeq and is a predicted model, not a curated record. The coding region runs from base 91 to 732 and encodes 213 amino acids.